Lodderomyces margitis is the source of this 369-nucleotide messenger RNA. RefSeq lists its product as uncharacterized. Gene Ontology annotation, cellular component: endoplasmic reticulum membrane. Bases 1 to 369 code for a protein of 122 amino acids. Gene Ontology annotation, biological process: vacuolar proton-transporting V-type ATPase complex assembly. NCBI's taxonomy places the organism in Eukaryota, Fungi, Ascomycota, Pichiomycetes, Serinales, Debaryomycetaceae. The record is from RefSeq and is a predicted model, not a curated record. The transcript has a single exon.
AUGGCUUUUAUUGUUGAGUUGUGGGAAUCGAUAUUCACUCCUGGAACUACACCUGCGUUAAUCAAGGCCACCCAUGCCUCGUUUAUUUUAUUACUCACAUCGCUAGCCACUUUUGUUUAUUUGACAAGAUCAAUACAUUUUGUUAAUUUGCUAGUCAUUGCCACUUUGUUGUAUGGAACUGUUAUUUGGUUCAUCAAUGAGCUUCAGCAAGUCAAACUAAAAGAUAACGAAGAGUUGAAUGCCAAAAGGGAAGAAGGAGAGAAAGCUGGAGAAAAAGAGACAACCACCCUGAACACAACAGCGACAAUCGACAAGCCCAAAACUACCAAUGGUGAUGAAACUGUUACUACGAGAAAAAGGAAAGCAUAA